UUUUUAUUAUUUUUUAUUUUAUUUUAUUUUAUAUAUCUAGGGUAUUAGGGUAUUUUUACCUAUUAAAUGAAAUAUUUUGGUCAUUUUUCUCUUUGUGGUCUACUUUUAUGACCAAAACUUGAAAAUAGUCUAUUUAUGAGAAUUGCCCAUUAUAUUGUUUGGAAUAGCAGUAUAUUAAGAAAAAAAGUAUUAAUGGGCUUAUGUGAAUUCUAUUAUAUUACGAGAAACUAUAUAUUUAGACUAUCUUUAAAAUAUACAAAAAUGGUCUAAUCUAAUAACCUAAAACAUCUUUUGUCUAAAAUAAAUUUUAUAUAUAUAUUUCAAAUAAAAAAUAUACAUAUAUUCAAAAAUUGAUUUUUACUAAAAUGUUUUCCAAUAACCAUUAUCAAAAAAAUGUUUUCAAUAUAUAUAAGAAAAAUAUAAUACAAAGCUCAAUUUUAAACAACAGCUUAUAUUAUGGUUUUUAUAUUUCACAUUAAGUUUUAUAAAUAUAAUAUAUAUGAUUAUUUAUAUGAUGAUAUUUAUAAAAUAUUAUUAAUUAUAUGAUUACUUAUAUGAUGGUAUGUAUAAAAUACGAUUAAUUAUAUGAUGAUACAUAUAUGAUAUAUAAUAGUGGCUAGGGAUGGGUGUUACGAUACUCAUUCGGGUUCGGUCUGGUCUCUUUGGAUUUCAGAUUUUCGGGGUCAAAGAUUUUAGUCCCAUUCGGAUAUUUCUAAAUUUUGAUCCGGGUUCGGUUCGAAUCUUUGCAGGUUAGGUUCGGAUUCGGAUAAUCCAUUUAAAUGAUUUUUAAAAUUUUAAAAUUCAUUAUAUACUUUAAAUUUCUGAAAAUCUAUAAGCAAAAUAAUAUAUUACAUAUAAAUUUGAAUAACAUCUGUCAGAAUACCUAAACUUAACAUAUAAAUUGAUUCGGUUUAAAUAUUUGGAUAGAGAAUUAAUAAUUAUUUUAAGUAUUUUUGGUAUUUUGAGUACACUUUAACGAUUUUAGAUGUCUACUUUUGACAAUUUGUAUAUAUUUUCAAGUAUUUAAACCAACUUAAAAAUAUCUUUUAUAUUCUGGAUGUUUUUAUAUACAUUAAAUCUACAAACAAUUAAUAUAUAUAUAUAUAUAAGUAUAUAAAUCUAUUUCGGAUAUAUUCGGGUACCCAUAAUAUUUUAGUUUGGAUCAGAUUCGGUUUCAGUUCUCUAAAUACUAAAAUUUUGAAUAAUUCAAAUAUUUAAUCAAUUUCGGUUCAGAUUUGAUACUACCUUUUUGGAUCGGGAUCGGAUCGGUUUUUCAGAUUCAUGUUUUUUGCACAAUCCUAAUAGUGAUACGAAAAACAAACAGCAACAUAUUUUUGAAAAAUACAUCCGUGCGGGCGCGCGGAUUAAAUUCUAGUAUAAUUAAUUAUUUCCAAACACACAUAUAUAUAUAUAUAUAUAUAUAUUGGAAAAUACAAAUAAUACUAAAAGUUAUAUUUAUUAAUUAUUGUUUUCAUGAUUUUUUAGUUAGAAUUUGAUGUUAGAAAUACAUUAAUUAAAGAUGAAAAGACAAAGAAUCCUAAAAGGUAGGUUAAUUAAUAACUUUAGUGGCAUGCCAUUGUAAAUAACUUGCAAAACCAAGGAACAGUUUAAAUUUGUACUUCUCUUUUAAUAGAUUAGAUUUGAUUUGUUAGUUAAUCUAACAACCUCUUAUAGAAAAAAAUUAAUACAUUAUUAACAAAUUGCAAUCUUCAUAACAAUAUUUUUCAUGCAGUUAUAUUUGAUUGUAUAUCUAUGGUAUAUUUUGUUGGAUUCGGUUUAGUAAUUUACUUUACAUUUAUAUGAAAUUUAUAUUAAAAAAAAUACUAAACAUGAUGAAGAAAUCAACUGAAUAUCCCUACAAACGAGCAAACUUCUACUAUAUUUAAGAAAUAAUAUAUUUUUUUUUUGAACAAAAAUUAUAUUAUUUAUUCAAACAAGAUCUAUAAUAUUUUAAAUGACGAUUUCUAACUGAAACAUUUCUGUUUUUAGUUAUCAAAUUAAAAUGACCAGUUUUCGAUUUGUCAAAUUAAAAUGAAAAAGAUGUCCAUGAUGUGGAUCAAACUCUAGAACCACAUUAAGAUUUAUCAAACUUAUAGAAGUUACAAGGCAUAAUAUACAUUUUUUAUUUCACGGAAUAAGUUGUUUCUUCCUCGGCCAAAAUAAUUGACAAUUACACAGUUUUUAAGAAUGAACUAGAUUUCGACCCGCGCUUUCAAGCGCGGGUUCUUUUGUUAUAGAAAAUUUUGAUAUAAAUUAGUAUUUUGUGAUUGUUUUACAUUAUUAUGUUACAAAGUCGAAUUAUAUAAAAGAACUAAUUUUAAAAAAAUUUAUAUAAUUCAUGAAUUAGUUUAUUUGAAAUUUUGUAUAAAUCUUAUGUAAUUCUCUCGUACGCAUGGGUAUUUUACAUGGACUCCAAAAACCAAACCAAAAUCAACUCGAAAAUACUGGUUCACGUCGGGUUCAGAGAAAAAUACGUAUUUGUUUUUGGAAAUACGGGUCUCUGUUAGCGUCUGAAACCUGUUUGGGAGCAAAAGUACCCAAAAUGUUUGUGUAUAUUAGAUAUAUUUGUGUAUUUUGGAUAUGUUUUUGGUAUACAUAUAUUUUUGAGUUUUUGGUUUGAAUUUGCGGUUAUAGUUUUGGAUUUCGAGUAAAAAUUCAAAUUUUAAAAAUAUAUUUUUGGGUAUUCAGAUACAAUUUUGGGUAUUUUUUUUGGUUCCUCGGUCAAAUUUCGAGUACAAUUUUAGGUCUUUUGAGUAUUUUCUGAUUUUUCGGGUAUUUGUUUAGAUUUUAGAUAUUUUUCGUGUUUCGAGUAUUUUUAUGUUUAUCGAGUUUUAUUUGAGUCCUAAAUAUCUGAACGGAUCCAUACCCGUUACGUAAAAAAAAUAACAUAUAUUUUAUAGGUAUUUGAAUUAUGGAGUCCAAACCAUCCAUAUCCGAAAGAAACCAAUCCGAACCCAAAUAAUUUUUUUUCUAAAUACCUAAUUAGGUCCAAAAACCCCAGACCUAGCAAACUUCAUUGAUUCGUUUUAUAAAAUUUUGGGUGGAAAAUACUUUUCAGGUUUGAUCAAUAAUGUUUAAUAGGACAUGGCUCAUUUAUAUUUCAAAAGUUGAUCUCGUAAGAAAUUUUUUGAUCUAAUGGAAGAGGAUGGUAUAUAUGACAAUGACCCCUACAUAUUGAAAUUUCGGUGCCGUUUAUAUGUAUAUAUGUUAAAUUGAAGGAAGUUGAUUUAAGUAAAAUAACCAUUUGAAACAUUUCAUAUAUGUUGUUAUGAUCUUAUUAAAGUGGGUGAGAUUUACUUAAAUGUUAGAAGAUAUUAUUUAAUUGCUAUAUAAUAGGGGAUAUUUAUUAAUAUUCAGUUGUAUACAAUAGGUUAGACUAAAAAAUAUACAGGUGCAACAACCUUGUAUAAGUAGAUUUUUUAGGACUACUUCCCUUUUAAUAGUAUUGAUUUUCAUCUUUUUAAGAAAUUCAAUUAGUAACCCAAUUCAAUGUAAAUAAUAAAAAUUAACCCAACUCUAAAUUUUGUUUAUGUUUAAUAAUUACUAUUGUUUUUGUUGCUAAAGAAAUAUUUUAUCAUUGUUUUCAUAUUUUCUCAUUAUAAAAUCUUUAUUUUUACAAAUACAAUAUUUUAGUAUUUCCAAACUAAUUAAUUUUAAAACUAUAAAUUUAUGUAUGUAAAUAUAUAUAUAUAUAUAUAUAUAUAAUUAUUUGACCAAUAUUUAUAUAUAAAUUAAUGUUAAUGGUGGUUAUGCAUAUGAGCAGUCGCUGCUGGAGUUGUCUUACCAGUGUUGUUGCGAACUGCGAUUUUGUCUUUCGUAUUUCCAGACAUUGUUUUGAUCAAGCGUUUUGCGGCUAUGAGUUAGAGUAAUCCGUAGCCCUGCUCCUUCUAGUGCCAAACUGUGGAAACCGAAAUUCGCACUGUCGACUUUCGUUUAAAUUAGGAAAUUUAGAAAAACCCUAAUAUCCCAGAGGUCCCCAAACAAUCCGAAUACGAGAAUGAAAACGAUGAAAAUAUAAGAAAUCGUAAAAAGAGAGCAAAAAGAAGUCUUAUUCCAAAUUUGCGUAUGAGCGUUUACAACAAGGUAGGAGCAUCGGCUACAAGAGCUGUCGGCGAGUUCCCAAGUUAUAAUAACCUAAGACUGCAGAACCUAGUUGAGUCGCAGCUCGAAAUAACAAAAACGGAAAGUUGCCUAAUUGCUCUAAGUGCUAAGUUUGCUCUCAAAAAGUCAUCUCCUCUGCCUCUCGCCUAGGACUCCUUAUAUACUCGCUCCUAGGUCGGUUUAUGCUUUUCCCUUCCUGCCCCUAAGCCGUCAUAGCUCAAAAUGGGGAUAUUCCAAUUUUCCCGAUCUUCGUGAUUAUCUUCGGAAACUUCAGAUUUAUCCGCGAAAACUUGACAUCUAUCCUUUUCUUACGAACCAAGCAUAAACCGUCAUACGGCUUAUGGGUUUUUGGUUUAAGAAAUCGUAAGUGGGCUUCGAGCUGCGUUUUAGGCCUCCUUGGGCCGUCUUCGACUCGAAAUGUUUAUUACGGUUUCUUCGAUAAAAACAAACUUCCCGCGGUUUUUAUCGUAAAGUUUGACUGAUGACUUCGAGUGACGACAAACAUAGAAUGGUUUAGCCAUGGCCUGCAGGAGAUAGUAUUAAAGAGUAGACGAGAAUACAUGGAUUUGUGUCGUAUUGACUUUUUGGGAGAGCUCGGUCGCUACGUGCUCGGUCGCUACGUAGUGACCGAGCUUGGCUUGAGCUCGAUCGCUACGUAGCGACCGAGCUUGGCUUGUGCAUGGUCCGAUGGCCAUACUUGAGCUUGUCCAUGGCCGAUUUGGAUACAUGUCUGUUGCCUUCGGACAAUCAGUAUUUAAUUGUUCGAUUGAGAUUUGAACAAGAUUUUACCACAAGGCUCUUCGUAAAGAUUUCUUUAAGAAGAUUACUUUUUGUAAAAAUGUUCCUGCUGAUUUUUACGGACUUUCAGAUAUUGAUUCCAUCGUAACCAAUUUUGACCCCAACACACACUUGCUGAGAUUGUUUGAAGGAACCAAAGUUGACCUCCAACAUUAAACUUGACAUAACUGCUUUUAUUGUGGCUUGGUAUACAUGGGAUUGGAUUCUUCAAACAAGUCUGAAAGGUAAAGUCUUGUGUAGAUUUAUCACUUUUUAUCUCUCUAUUUUGACCUUAGAUUUAUAGGUAGAUUGAAAAAAAAAAUGAUAUUAAUUAUGUGUUAGUUAGGUGGAAUCCGAACAGGACUUGGUGGCUACAACCAUUAAAGCUUGCUUCGUAAGGAUUCCAACAAAAAGAAUUCGAACGGGACUUGGUGGCGGCAAUCAUCAAGGUUUGAUUCAUAUGAAUUAUUGGAUAUAGGUCAAAAAGAAGUGAACAAGACUUAGUGGCAACAUCCAUUAAGGCUUGAUUCAUGGAAGCCUGUCCAAUUUUGGUCAAUGAACCUGCAAUAAGCAUACUUUUACUAAAGAGAGAAAUUAGAAGAGAGAAAAGAUAGGAACUAACUUUUACCUGCAGAUCCAGAUACUUGUUUAAAAAUCCUUGCAUCCUGUGAUUGAUAUUCCCAAGGUAAACCUACACUUUUAUUUACGCAAAUAAAUGAGGUUGGCAGAGGGGAAUGUUAGACAAAAUUUGUUUAAGUUGCUAGCUAGAUGAAUUUGGUUGCUAAGCUAGGAUAUGGUGUAAAUUGCUUUUAUGGUUAGGACUUUUAAGAUAUGGAUUGCAAUAUUGUAGAGGUGAUGAUUCUGAGUUAUAAAUCAUGUGAGUUCCUCAUGUUUUUAAACCUCUCUCGGAGAGACUGCUCUGUUGUGUUUUGCUUGAGGACAAGCAAAAGAGUAAGUCUGGAGAAAGUUGAUAGACCAUGUAUUUUACCCAUUUUUAACCAUGGUUUAUGAGUGUUUUAAGAUAUAUUAUUACUAUAUAGAGUCUAUUUAUAGAAAUUACUGGUUCAAGUACUAUCUGAAAGAAAAUGAUGUAUUUGGAGCUAUUUGGAGACUUUCUGAGCUUUGCUGGAUGGUCGAUUAUUUGUCUGAAUAUCGACCAAUUGUUACCAAGGAAUAACGAUCGAUGAUGAACCCUUCAUGUCGAUCAACGGCGAAGCCACCCGAGAGUUAAUGACAAAUUAGAAGAAUUAAAAUUUCACAAAAGUUUCAAUAAUUACAUGUUAAGUCCAUGGCCGCCUGUUAGGCUAUUUAUUAGGGUUUUGAAUCAUUUUAGAGGCAGACUUGCCUAGAGACCUUUUUAGACCUAGUUUGGAGGCAGCAAGAGGCCACCAUUGAAAGGAGAGAGCUUAUAAUUAGAGAGAUAGAUCAACAUUGCAAAACAGAGAAGAUCUUGAACUCCUUUGUUUUAUUCAUUUUGUUGCUUCCUCUAUUUACUCAUUUUGUUUAAGUAUUAUUCAGACCAUCAUAACUAUGUGUUCCAUGAAUAUGUCUGAGUAGUCUUUAUUGUUAGAUUUUGGUUUCUCAAUAGGUUGAUAAAUGUAUUACUGACAACAACAAUUGUUAGAGAGUUUAGAAAUAUAAUUCUUUCAUCCAGUUAUGCUUAAAGCUAAAUUUAGGAUUGAUCACCCUUUAAAUUUAGAUUUUAGGAUAAAUUGGGAUCAAGCCAUUGCUUGACUCAAUACCUGAAAAUAACUAGCAUGAUCUAACUGACUAGAUACAGACGAGAGUUGGUUUAGUGAGUUAGAGAAUUUAGAUCAAACCUAUCCGUAAAGCUCUCUGGAAGAAGUAUCGAUCGACGCAACGAUAGCCCUAUCGAUCGAUUUUUUGAAAGGUGUCUCGAUCGAUAUUCAUAACGAAUAAUCGAUCGACACUUUCUCGUGAUUAACAUACGAGAGUUGAAAUCCGAGAUCCAUAUUAGAUAAUCAGAUUGAUUAUAUCUACAGUUUGAAUUCAAAAAUGAUUAAUAUUAAACCCCUAAAAACCCAAAUUAAGUUUUACUUAUCACACCUGAGAAUAUACCUGAAUCUAACUAUUUCUCCCAACUGUUAACAACCCCAAAAAAAUCAAUCGAGCAAUAUACUUCUUGCUCACCACUCCAUUAACUGCUCUAAAACUUAUAAACCAUUUAAUCUAGAUUUAUUCCAAAACCAUAAUCUAUUGUGUAAUCCUAGAGUCUCUAUGGAUUCGAUCCCUAAGUACUACAUCUGAACAUCUUAUUUCAGAGAGUAAUUCACUCCUUAGGAUAAUUUGAGUGAUAUCACAUACACCGUUUCUUGAAGUUCUCCGUGUAAAAAUGCUGUCUUGACAUCGAGAUGAUGCACCUCCCAUUCUUUAGUUGCCGCCAAACUGAUAAGCAAGCAUACGGUUUCUAGACAAGCAACAGGCACAAACACUUCCUCGAAAUCAACUCCAUGCUUUUGAACAUACCCCUUUGCAACCAAACGAGCUUUGUACUUGUUAAUACUUCCAUCACCGUUUCGUUUGAUUUUGAAAACCCAUCUCAAACCUAUUGGUUUUACUCCUGGUGGAAGAUCAACUAAGCUCCACGUUUCAUUCCUUAUGAUAGAUUGUAUAUCAUCCUCACAAGCUAAUAUCCACUACGUUAUCUUUCUUGCUUCUUCGAAGCCUUCUGGCUUGCCAUUAAGAAUCAAUAAUAACUUUUCUCCUUCUUCUUCUGCAAGCAAAACGUAAUCCUCAAGGUAUUUGGGCUUCACGACUUGUCUCUCACUUCUUUGUAAUGGUAUCUCUUCAGCUACAUCCUCACUAGACUCUCCUUCGACCUUCUCCUCUUCGGGAACCUUCACGAUAGGUUCGCCAUUAUCAGUUAUAGCUUCUGUUACGAAUUGAUCGUUCUCAACACAAAUUCCUUCAAUGCCAUGGUUUCCAAAUUCUCCUAGAGUAACAUUAAAGUCGCCAUUAUGAUCUGUUUCAUCUCUAUUCCAGUUCCAGAUUUUAGAUUCAUCAAACACAACGUCUUGGCUGACGACUAUCUUUUGUCUCUCAGGAUCCAACAGUCGAUAUGCUUUUGAUCCAGGCUCUGUGCCCAGAUGUACAAGCAUAUGUGAUCUGUCGUCGAGCUUUUUAAGAUGCACAUUCUCGACUUGUGCAUAUCCUAUGCAACCAAAGAUGCGUAGAUGUUGGAUGUUAGGUUUCUUUGAUCGGAAGACUUCGUGUGGCGUCUGAUCAUUGAGUACUCUCGUCAAUAUCAUGUUCAAGAGAUAGGUUGCAUGUCGUAUGGCUUUGCCCCACAGAGAGUUUGGCAUAUGAAUAUGCUUUAAAAUACUGUGUGACAUCCCUAGUAGAGCCCUAUUUUGCCUCUCCACCACCCUGUUUGUUGUGGGCUGUAUGCAGCUGUGAGAUGUUGCUUUAUACCCGAGUCUUCGCAGAAUGCAUUGAAUUCAUUGGACACAAAUUCUCCUCCUCUAUCUGUUCUGAGCAUCAAUAUCGUUUCCUUCGUCUCUUGUUCCACCAUACUCUUCAUCUUCUGGAACCUCUGGAAUGCAUCACUUUUCUUUUUGAGCAAAAUUAUCCACAUAUAUCUCGAGUGAUCGUCAAUGAGCACAAAAAUAUACUUGUUUCCGGCUUGUGUAUUAGGUGUUAUAGGGCCGCAGAGGUCUCCAUGUAUCAGCUGUAAUACUUUCGAGGCUCGGAACGUAGUUGAUUGAGGGAAUGAGCCUCUCACUUGUUUUCCCAACAGACAAGAAGGGCAUAUCUCUUUCUCGACAUUAACAUUCGGCAUUCCACUGACUAGGUCUCUCUGUAUCAUCGUCUUCAUCGUGUUGUGAUUAACAUGCCCGAGUCUUGCAUGCCAUCUAUUUGAUUCCCUGAUAUAUGCUAAGUUUAGCUGCGCCUUGAGUCCCAUUCAUACCUUAUAAAGACGAUUUUGUGAUCUCUGUGCCUUGACAAGCAACUUACCGUGUUGAUCACACAUUGUUCGAUUCUCUCCUCGCAGCCUUAUAUCACAUCCGGACUAUGUUGCUUGUCCGAGACUAAUGAUGUUGCUUCUCAACUCCGGAAUGUAGUAGACGUUGGUCAUCUUCCUUGGCUCUCCGUUCAUAUCUAUGAAAGAUAUGGUGUCCUUUCCCUUUAUAUCAAUGCGUGAGUCAUCCCCGAAUCUCACUUUUCUGGUGACUGAACUAUCCAACUCAGAAAAAUAUCUCUUGUCUCCUGUCAUAUGAUUACUUCCCCCAUUAUCUAAGUACCAUAUGUUUUCUGCUCUGGAGUUUGCCUCGCAUUUGUCUGGUAGACAGUUCUUCUCUUUUAGAUACACCACCUCGUGAAUCAUAAGCUCAUCCGCAUCAUGUGUCUCACUAUUGGUAUUCUCUUGAGCUUCCUGUAGCUUCAAAAAUCGAUCAGGGCAAUCCGUCGCGUAGUGCCCUAUCUUGUCGCAACGAUACCACGUGAUAUUUGUUGGAUCUCUCCACGUAUUGCAACCUCUUUCGCGUCCUCUGUUAUUCCAACGUCAUCCUCGUCCUCUGUUCUUGUUGUAAUCUCUCUGAUACUCUUGGUUUGGACCCUCAUUGUUUGUGUACAUGAGUUUGGUCUGAUCUUCAUGUGGUUCCUCAUUCUCUUGUAUACGUUCCUCAUAAGUUUUCAAACGACCUAUGAUAUCCUCAUAACUUGUAGUAUUUAGGUCUAAUACUUGCUCGAGGGACGCUACAAUGUGGAUGUAUUUUUUACGAGGGAGGCUUGAUAGGAACUUCUUGUCGAGUUUAGGUUCUUCGAUGCUUAUCCCUAGGGCCGAGGAUUUAGAUGAAAUCUCAGCAAGAUUUCCUCCAAACUCAUCAAUGGUUUCAUUAUCCUUCAUCUUGAGUCGAUCGAACGCGAUUCAUUAAGGUUUUAACCUAGCUUCUUUGACUCUUUCUGCCCCUACAUGCCUUGUCUUAAUCGCUUCUCAUACCUUUUUUGCUGUAUCGAGUUCUCUAACUUUAAGAAUAAGACUUUCUGGUAUAGAUUGGAAUAAUAAAGCUUUGGCCAUGCAAUUUUUGUCUCCCUCGGUUGUUUCUUCACCUUCCACGAUCUCCCAAACUUUGUGUAUCUGUAACGCAAGCUUCAUCCUGAUAGCCCAAAUGGUAUAGUUUGUGGAGCUCAACAUCGGACACUUUAUUGUAGAGGAUCCUCCACUGUCUUUCGUCUUCCCGGUUGCAACGAUGAUAUCUCCCAUCUCGUCCUAAAGCUCUGAUACCAAAUGUAGAAUUUAAGGAUCGAACGUAACUUGAUCUCAAAGAAAUUACUCUUCUUUAUUGCCUUAGAAAAACUCACUCAAAACUAAGCUCUCAAGUCUCAAUCUCAAACUCUUAUGUGAUACUUCCCCUACUCGGUAUCUAUAUAUAUAUAUAUAUAUAUAUAUAUAUAUAUAUAUAUAUAUAUAUAUCUAAAGUCCUAAACACAUUAAAUAUAAGAUAUUUAGAUAACUCCUAAAUACUAAGGACUUUCCUAUUUCCUAAUCCAUAACUCGGUAGGAAAUAGAGAACUUGAUUCUCAAGUUAUUUAAUUGAAUUGAAAUUGGGUUACUCUUUAUUUAAAUGAAAAAGGAUUUCGUUAGCUGAUCUCCCAAAUGGCAUGUUAGCAUGUCCUUGAGAACGAAUCCUUGGUGAUUUUGACGUCAUAUUUGACUUAUCAAAACAAGUCAUCUUUGUCAUGUCACUUUUUCGGCCAGUCAAAUUAUAACGUCCACUUAAAUUUUGUUCUCAAAAAUAUUAUGAUUGCAAUUUUGCUACAACAACUAAUGUUUUAAUCAUGACCCACCUCUUAACUCUCUCAAGCCCAAAUACUCUCAACUAACCAAAUAGCAGAUGACCACCUCUAAGAAGUUAUUCUCCCACCUAACAAUUAUAGUGUCUAUCAUCACUCCCAGUACAAACUUGGUGCUUCGUGGUAAUUUCUAAACCUGAAAGACUCUUCCUUUUUCUCUCUCUCGAUCUAUGCAUUCACUUCACAGUCUUCAUCUCAGUUUCCUUCCUUUGUUCCCUAAAAAACUUCUAAAGCUCAUUUUAAUAAGACUUAAUAAACUAACAAGAUUUUGAGAAUUCUAUUCGGGAGGGGAGACAUGAUCCAAGGAAUUACUGAACAAGAUAUUGAAAAAGCUGAAAGCCCCAAUAAAGAUGUUGAAAAAGCUAAUAGUUCAAGGAAGCCAAAAGUUACCGAACAAGAUAUUGAUGAAGCAGAGAGUUCAAACAAGCAUGAAAUCAGUUACCAAGAUGAUGAUGAGAAGUUUGCAGAAAUAUUAGCAAAGAUGAAUAUGCUCAUUCAUAUUGGUGCAGAAUCUCCGAAGUUUCAAAGAAAAGGGGAAGGUUCGUGUAGCAUAUUCAAGAUUCCCCAAAGCCUGAAGAAGAACCAUCACAAGGGCUAUGAGCCUGAGAUAGUGUCAAUAGGUCCUUACCAUCACGGGAAAGAGCAUCUCCAAAUGCUCGAGGAGCAUAAACAUCGUUAUUUGAAACUUUUCCUUGGUGAGGCAAAAGAUGGUGUCGAUACCAACACUUUGGGUAGAAAAAUAAUUCAAAUGGAGACAGCUAUCCGGAACUCUUACUCUGAGAAGCUAGUAGUUAUAAAACCGGAAUUCCUCAAAAUGAUGCUCCUCGAUGGUUGUUUCAUUCUUAUGUUGUUCUUCUUCAUAUCAAGACACGUUCUCUCAAGUAAGAAGUCGCCAAAUGAUCGUAUUCUGACAACGCCAUGGAUCCUCUCCACCAUCCGGAGUGAUCUUCUGCUUUUGGAAAAUCAGGUUCCUUUAAUUCUUCUCAACACACUUUUGAAAGAAUCAAAAAUAUCUGUAAAUCUGGAGAAACUUGCAUUCAAGUUCUUUAACCUUUCAGUGGCUGAGAAAACAAAAUCUCAGAACCUUGAAGCACAACAUUUGCUUGAUCUGAUUCGUAAGAACUUCAUAAAUGGUACUUCUCAGAGUCCUGAGAAAGGACCAUCAAAUUCUCAUUAUGAUGAUUCGAGACUGAUCCUUUCAGCAAAUAGACUUCGCCUCCAGGGAAUAAAAUUCAAGGCUUCUCAUUAUCAACCUUCUUCAAAGAAAACUAGUGGCUAUGUCCCGAGAAGAAGCUCGCGGGAAGAAACAAUACUAGAUAUAAAACUAAACGGAAAUGAGCUUCACAUACCACCAAUAGUGUUUGAUGGAUUCAUCAGUUCGGUCUUGCUAAACUGUGUUGCUUUUGAGCAGUUAUCUACAAAGUGUUCCAACAAUAUAACCAGCUAUGUGGUUUUCAUGGGAUGUCUGAUGAAUGACGAGGCAGAUGCUACCUAUCUUAGUGAGAAAGGAAUCAUACAAAACUAUGUUGGUAAUGGGAGUGACGUCUCUCAAUUCUUCAAAUUCAUUUGCAAAGAUGUUGCCUUCGACAUGAGUAAUAGUUACUUGAAAGAAGAGUUCGAAGGGAUUAACAAUUACACUUCAAACAGAUGGAAUGUGGAGUGUGCAAGGUUCAAGCACCUUCACUUUGAUUCUCCUUGGACUGUUCUAUCAUCUUUCGCUGUUUUGGCAGCUAUUUUGCUUUCAGUACUCCAGACUAUUUUCGGAGGCCUCAGUUAUCUUCAUCAUUGUAAGUAACCAUUUGAUAAAGGCAUUUGAAUUUCAGUUGAGUUGUAAACAUAACUGUGAUCUUUCGAAGUAAAGCGUCAUAGUCAUAACUGUGAUCUAUGUUUAUAUAUUUUGUGUAUAGUGUCUGCCAUUGCUUGCACUCAUUUAUAGUGAGUCUUUAUAAACAUGAACUGUACUUAAAUUUUUAUUAUUUGUCUUGUUUUAUAAUAUAGCAUUUUGUU
Molecule: messenger RNA, 12699 nt
Organism: Brassica rapa (field mustard)
Lineage: Eukaryota; Viridiplantae; Streptophyta; Magnoliopsida; Brassicales; Brassicaceae
Product: UPF0481 protein At3g47200-like
Source: RefSeq, a predicted model, not a curated record